AUGCUCUCAUGGCAUGCCUGGUGGACCUGGGACUUGUCGCUACUGCUCUUUGGCUUGUCAAUCCAUGCUGGUGCAGCAGCUCAGAUCAUAGAAGAACGAGGCUCGAAAGGACAUCUUGACCUCACAGAGUUAAUAGGAGUCCCUCUUCCUCCUUCUGUCUACUUUGUCACGGGCUAUGGAGGGUUCCCAGCUUACAGCUUUGGUCCCGAUUCCAACAUUGGCCGGCUGACCAGUGCUAUCAUACCAUCGCCCUUCUACAGAGACUUCGCUAUCGUGGCUACUGUGAAACCAAACAGUGAUCGUGGAGGAGUGCUCUUUGCAAUAACAGAUGCCUUCCAGAAGACAAUCUACCUAGGACUGAGGAUUUCUCCAGUUGAUGACAGCACCCAGAGAAUAAUCAUGUACUACACAGAGCCUGGAUCCCAUAUCUCCCGAGAGGCUGCCUCCUUUAAAGUGCCAAUGAUGACUAACAGGUGGAAUAAAUUUACAGUGACUGUUGAGGGAAAUGAUAUUGCUUUGUUCAUGGACUGUGAAGAGUAUCAGAGGCUUCAGUUUCAAAGGCCUGCUCAAACCUUGCAAUUUGAAUCUGGCUCUGGCAUAUUUGUUGGUAAUGCAGGAGCCACAGGACUGGAAAAGUUCACAGGCUCAAUUCAACAUCUGACAAUCAAAUCUGACCCAAGGGCUACUGAAGAUCAUUGUGAAGAUGAUGACCCUUAUGCUUCAGGGGACAGCAGUGGCAAUGGCAGCAUUCAAGAACAUGACAGUUCUGAGGCACAAGAAGCUCUGGCACCUUCUCAUCUUCCCAUAAGGCCUGAAGAGUCGUUGGCUGAGCCAGUGGAAGCCCCCCCAACCAUAUUGGCUUAUUUGGAAGAGAAUGAUUUCUCUGGAAAUCACAGAUCAGAAGAAAUCUCAGAAGCAGCUAAAUUAAAAGAACAAGAUUUAGCUGUCAUGGAAACUGGACAAGACAACAGUGAGUCUACCACUGUCACACAGAAAAUGCUAAGAGAAGAAGAUGGCUCUGGUGCUGGUGUUUUGCCAGGAGUAAGCAGAGAGGAGGGCCAGAAAGGUCAGGAAGUAGAAGACGGGUCCACAGAGUCUCUAGGAGGGUCAGGAAUAGAAGAUGUGGAAAAUAAAGAUCAAGGACAUCCUGGAUAUCCAGGGAAACUUGGGGAGCUUGGUCAGCCUGGCAUUCCUGGUAAAAAUGGCCUGCAGGGCAAAAAUGGAUCUCAGGGGUUGCCAGGACAGAAAGGAAAAGCAGGCCCAAAAGGUGAAAAGGGUGAUCCUGGUGAGGGAUUGCCAGGAUCCCCUGGACGACCAGGACCUCCAGGACCAUCUGCUCCUUCCAGAGGAUUAAAUAGACUGGAACCUGAAGAAUCAGGUUCUGGAGAUACUGACAGAGAGACCGAGAUUUUAAGGGGUCUUCCAGGGCCACCAGGCCCUCCAGGACUGCCUGGUCUUCCAGGAAACCCAGCACCUGAUUCAGGUGUAGGACCUCCUGGGUCAUCAGGAGAAGAUGGAGGUUCUGGGGAACCAGGCCCUGAAGGCCCUCAAGGUCCUCCUGGCUGUGACGGAGUGGCUGGCCCACCAGGAUGGAAGGGAGAAAAGGGUGAUCAAGGUCUACCUGGUUCUGCUGGUCCAAAGGGUGAUACUGGAGUCGCUGGAUCAAUAGGCCCCAAAGGAGAAGCUGGCCCUAUUGGGUCUCCUGGAAAACCUGGACCACCUGGACCGCCUGGGCCUCCUGGACCCCCUGGACCUCCUGGACCACCAGGACUAAGUUACAGCUUGGGCUUUGAGGAUAUGGAAGGAUCAGGUAGCAUCGACCUGUUAAGUGAAUCAAGAAUUCCCAGACCAAGGGAACCAAAGGGUUCUGCAGGAAGACCUGGACAGCGUGGACCAUUAGGUCCAAAGGGAGAAAGAGGCAACAUAGGUCUCCCAGGUUCAAAGGGGAUGCCGGGCACAGAUGGAAAACCAGGCUUUCCUGGCAUUGCUGGGCAUCCCGGAGAAGUGGGUCCAAAAGGAGAGAAGGGUGACCCAGGACCUCGGGGUGAACCAGGACAGGAUGGGAACAGUAUUGUGGGACCGCCUGGACCACCAGGACCACCGGGACCAGUCAUAGCAAUACCUGAGUUACUUCUCAAUGAGACAGAUGGAAUUUCUAAUUUUACUGAAAUUAAAGGACUGCUUGGGCCUCCAGGGCCAGAUGGCAAGCCAGGUCUACCAGGAUUUCCUGGCCCUCGGGGUCCAAAGGGUGAUACUGGUUUGCCCGGAUCACAAGGACCUAAAGGACAACAGGGUGAAAAGGGAGAACCAGGAGCUAUCAUUUCUGCUGAUGGAUCUUUAACUGAAUUAUUAGGAAGAAAAGGGGAGAAGGGCGAAGCUGGAGUGAUGGGACCAGUGGGACCAAUGGGACCAACAGGACCUACGGGACCCAAAGGAGAACUUGGCUUCCCAGGACGCCCAGGCCGUCCAGGACUGAAUGGACUGAGAGGUGUGAAAGGUGAUCGAGGUGAAGCAUUUAAUGGCCUUCCUGGCUUGCCUGGGCCCCCAGGGCCCCCCGGACCCCCAGGACGAAUACUUUAUAUCAAAGGAACAGUUUUCCCAGUCCCUCCCAGGCCUCAUUGCAAAAUGCCAGUGAACCUUCCCUGUCCUGGGAUUCAAGAAAUUCUUAAUGACCAUGGCACUAAAGCAAACAGAGAUUCCUGGGGACUGCACAGUUCAGCACACUUAAAAGGAGAGAAGGGAGACAGAGGUGCUCCAGGACCACCAGGUCCACCUCUGCCUCCAUCAUAUUUCAGCCACUUUAUUAGUAGCAUAAAGGGUGAAAAAGGAGACAAUGGAGUCACUGGUGUAAAAGGAGAAAAAGGAGAACCAAAUGGAGGGUUUUUCCUGACAGGACCUCCUGGACCUCCAGGAAGACCAGGAUUAAUUGGACCAAAAGGGGACUCAGUUGUUGGACCCAGAGGACCUCCAGGGUUACCUGGCCUACCUGGCUUACCAGGUUAUGGAAAAAUUGGACCUCCUGGCCCACCUGGACCACCUGGACCACCAGGCCCCCCUGCAAUAUAUGGCUCAGCAGCUGCAAUGCCUGGGCCACCAGGUCCUCCUGGAGAGCCAGGAUCACCUGCCACCAGGAAUCUGGUUACAACAUUCCAAAACAUUGAGGGCAUGUUGGAAAAAGUUCAUUAUGUAGCAGAAGGAACACUAAUCUAUCUGAGGGAAACCAGUGAGGUUUUUAUUCGUGUUCAGAAAGGAUGGAGAAAAUUGCAGCUUGGUGAGCUAAUUCCUAUCCCUGCUGACAGCCUUCCUCCUCCAGCCAUAUCAAGCCAUGGAUUUCAGUCUAUUCCAGCACUGAGACCAAUAUCAAAUAUGUACAAUGGAAAACCAGCAUUGCAUCUGGUGGCUUUGAACUUCCCAUUGUCCGGUGACAUGCGAGCAGAUUUUCAGUGCUUUCGGCAGGCCCAGCUUGCCGGUUUGACAUCUACCUACAGAGCCUUCCUCUCAUCACACCUGCAAGAUCUGGCCACAGUUGUCAGAAAAACAGACCGACACCAUUUGCCAGUAGUCAACCUUCAGGGACAAACCCUUUUCAGUAACUGGGAAUCUAUAUUUGAUGGAAAUGGUGGACAAUUCAACAUUCAUGUUCCAAUAUACUCCUUUGAUGGCAGGAAUGUCAUGACUGAAUCAUCUUGGCCUCAAAAAAUAAUAUGGCAUGGUUCAACUGCAAAUGGGAUCCGGCUGGUUAGCAGCUAUUGUGAAGCCUGGCACACAGCUGAUAUGGGAGCUAUGGGACAAGCAUCGCCUCUGAACACAGGGAAACUUCUUGACCAGAAAGUAUAUAGCUGUAAUAAUCAGUUUAUUGUUCUCUGUAUUGAAAAUAGUUUUGUCUCUGAUCCCCAAGGAAAAUAA
Agelaius phoeniceus (red-winged blackbird) is the source of this 3906-nucleotide messenger RNA. The record is from RefSeq and is a predicted model, not a curated record. Lineage: Eukaryota; Metazoa; Chordata; Aves; Passeriformes; Icteridae.